AUGGUACCAAGCGAAUACUCCACCCCCGGUGGAGGCGGCAAAUUAAAACUGAAAGGCUCCAAGACCAGCAACGGUCGAAUAGAGAAGAAAAAGAAGAAGAGCAGCAGCAGCAGCAGCAAGAAAUCGUCGGUUCCAGGCAGUGGAGAGGAGAAUGAGCAGCAGAAGAAUCAGCAGGAGCAGCAACUUACAACGACAACAUCAGCGACGGCAAGUGGCGCUGAAGAGGAACCUCGCACUGAUGAACAUGAACCUUCCUCAGCAUCUGGCUCUGCGGGAGCUGGGAAGACCGAAGCGGAGAGGAAGUAUGAGGAGAUGAGGCGGAAGAGGCUGCAAGAGCGCCUGAAACGAGAAGGGGUCAAAACUCACAAAGAGCGCGUCGAAGAAUUAAACAAAUAUUUGAGCAGACUAAGUGAACAUCAUGAUAUGCCAAAAAUUGGACCGGGCUAA
Aspergillus luchuensis is the source of this 447-nucleotide messenger RNA. RefSeq lists its product as uncharacterized. The record is from RefSeq and is a predicted model, not a curated record. Bases 1 to 447 code for a protein of 148 amino acids. NCBI's taxonomy places the organism in Eukaryota, Fungi, Ascomycota, Eurotiomycetes, Eurotiales, Aspergillaceae. Gene Ontology annotation, cellular component: nucleolus. The transcript is spliced from 3 exons.